Molecule: messenger RNA, 432 nt
Organism: Malassezia vespertilionis
Lineage: Eukaryota; Fungi; Basidiomycota; Malasseziomycetes; Malasseziales; Malasseziaceae
Exons: 1
Coding region: 1-432 (143 amino acids)
Cellular component (GO): membrane
Source: RefSeq, a predicted model, not a curated record
AUGCCUCUCUUUGUGCUCUCCCCUGCAUCUCUUGUGCACUCUGCUGCCUUUGCUGGCUUUUACACCUACUUGUCGCUCAAUGUGGUGGCCGCCCGCAAGAAGUACGGCGAGACCAAGCCUGGAAUUCCCGAAAACAAUGAGACCGUCAAGAACAUUAUCCGUGUCCAGUCCAACUUUGCUGAGUACACGCCGUUCGUCUUCUCUCUCAUUUUCCUUGCCGAGCUUAACGGAGCGCCUACGAAGUUUGUCCACGCCGCGUACGCUUCGCUCUUUGUCUUCCGUGUCCUGCACAGUCUCGGCAUGGUGUGCACCAAGCUCAAGUUAGGCCGUGCCAUCGGCUUCGUUGGCACCGUCCUCCUCAUGGUUGGUACCGGCCUCUACAACUUCGGGCUUGGUUAUGAACCUCUGCUCUCCUUUUUGGGUGUGAACUAA